Molecule: messenger RNA, 2033 nt
Organism: Lycium ferocissimum
Lineage: Eukaryota; Viridiplantae; Streptophyta; Magnoliopsida; Solanales; Solanaceae
Exons: 16
Coding region: 176-1762 (528 amino acids)
Source: RefSeq, a predicted model, not a curated record
UUGUCCUUUUAAAACACUAUUACUUGUUUUUUUGGCCUAAACCCUUUAGCGCCGAUUCCUUUCAAAUCUCCAUUUAUCCAUUGUUUCAUCAACAGAUCUUUACCUGUUUUGUUGUAUUUAGGUUCGAUCUGUUUUAUUUAACCUUUUUCAGUUUUUGAAAUUUUGGACCGUUGAGAUGGAGGAGAAGAAGGAAGAGACGGUGAAGGGAGGAGAGUUGUUGUUUUGUGGAUGUACAAGUUGGGAUGCAGUUGGUCGGCGCAAACAUGCUCUUGAAAAUUUGGUUUCUCCUACCAGACUUCGUCCUCUUCUUGGUGUUGACAUUUGUUUUGUUGCUGCUGGUUGCGCUUCUUGUCAUUGUGUAGCAUUAGAUACUGAAGGCCGUUGCUAUACAUGGGGAAGGAAUGAGAAAGGGCAGCUUGGUCAUGGAGAUAAAAUUACACGUGAUAGACCAACUGUUGUUUCAGAACUCUCCAAGCAUAAAAUUAUUAGAGCUGCAGCUGGAAGGAGCCACACAGUGGUAGUUACGGAUGACGGACAGUCCUUUGCUUUUGGUUGGAAUAAACAUGGGCAGCUUGGUACAGGUUCUGCAAAGAAUGAAAUUGAACCAUCUCCAGUCCGAUGUGCCGUCACUGAAGUCAAAACUACUGCUUGUGGGGCUGACUUUACUGUGUGGCUAACCUCAGUUGAAGGAGCUUCUAUAUUAACUGCUGGUCUGCCUCAGUAUGGUCAGCUUGGUCAUGGUACUGACAAUGAGUAUAAUACCAAAGAUAGCUCUGUAAGGCUAGCUUAUGAAGCUCAACCCCGACCUAAACCUAUAGCUGCUUUUGCUGGAGAAACUAUAGUCAAAGUAGCUUGUGGAACAAAUCACACAGUUGCAGUGGAUAAGAACGGAUAUGUUUACACGUGGGGAUUUGGCGGAUAUGGGAGGCUAGGUCAUAGAGAACAGAAGGACGAGUUUGCUCCUCGACGAGUUGAUGUUUUUACGCGACAGAAUGUCUUGCCUCCAGAUGCAGUAAUUUCAGCAGGUUCUGUGAACUCAGCAUGUACUGCCGGAGGAGGACAGGUUUACAUGUGGGGCAAAAUAAAGAGCACCGGAGAUGAUUCGAUGUAUCCUAAACCUCUUCUGGAUUUGAGUGGAUGGAACCUGCGAUGUAUGGAUUCUGGCAGUAUGCACCACUUUGUUGGUGCUGAUUCCUCUUGCAUAAGUUGGGGCCUUGCACAGUGUGGGGAGCUGGGUUAUGGACCAAAUGGACAAAAAUCUUCCGCAGUUCCUAAGAAGGUAGACAUUUUAGAUGGCAUGCAUGUUAUCAGUGUUGCUUGUGGAUUUGCCCACUCCAUGGUUGUGAUCGAUAGGACAAAUGUUGAGGAUCGACUUGAGCAGCUUGAUGUAUAUGAUGGCAAGGCUUCUGAGGAAGUGGGGGCAGAACCUGUCAGUGAAUCUCCAGUUUCUCAAAAGGCUACCAAAAAGGGGCCCGCUAAGGCGCCUGCAAAGUCGAAUAAAAGGAAAAAGUCAAAAGAUGCAUCGGAAUCUGAAGAUGAGGAUGAAAAUAGUGAUGAUGAUGAUGAGAGUGAUGACUAUGAGGAAAAAUCUAAUGGGCGAGCUAAGUCUUCGGGCAGUGGUCGAGGAAAGGCUGCUGGCAAAGCUACAGCAGCUAAAAAGGGCACUGGCCGUGGGAGGGGUCGGCCUCCAUCAGCAAAUAAAAGCGCCAAACCUGAAGCGAAAGUAUCGACGGGUAAAAGAGGAAGGCCGAGGAAAUUGUAGGAGUACACUUUCCAGGCCAAAUUUAAGGCUUAUUGAUAUGAUGAAAUGUAACUUAUUCUCCAUUGGCUAAUUAGUUGAAUUUCAACAAGUAAAUCAUUUUCGUCAUUAACUCCAUUCAAGAUUCUGAAAUUUAGCAAGUGUAAAGCAUUUGCAUUAAACUUAGAGCAUUGACCUCCAAGACGAAGGCAUUUGUGUCUGAGUUUGUACCUGGUCAAGCUCGUUUUUGGGGAGGAAAAAAAGGAAAGUGAAAAAAAGACCUAUUCUUGCAGUG